AUGAUUACAGAUUUGAUAAUAAAAGUGCUGGCACAGCACUGGCCAGCAAUACUUUGCUUGGUCCUUGUGGGAUGGCUGGUCAGGAACCGAUAUCACAAUGGUCUGAACAAAUAUCCAGGCCCGUUCCUGGCGUCGUUGACGGACUGGUGGAGGUUCAUCGAUGUGUAUAAGCGGAGACCAGAAGUUACACACAUUGCGCUUCACAAGAAACAUGGCCCUAUCGUACGCCUUGGACCCAACACCUUGUCCUUUUCGGAUCCAGAGGCGAUCAAGACGAUAUACGGUCUUAACAAGGGGUUUGUCAAGUCCGACUUUUACGUUGUCCAACAAUCCACUGUCAAAGGCCACAACCUCCCCUCCCUCUUCAGCACAACCGACAAUGAAUUCCACAUGCAAUUCCGACGCUGCGUCAACUCUGCCUUUGCCAUGUCAGCCCUCGUCCAGUAUGAGCCGUUUGUCGAUAACACCACCAAGCUCUUCCUGGAGCAGACCGAGAAGCUGUACGUCGAAGGAGGGGAAAAGGCGUGCGACUUUACCCGCUGGUUGCAGUUCUAUGCGUUCGACGUCAUUGGUGAGAUAACAUACAGCAAGAGACACGGGUUCAUCGAGCACAACAAGGAUAUCGAUGGGAUUGUUUCGUAUCUGACCAAGCUAUUCAACUACGUUGCUCCCAUCGGUCAAAUCCCCCUCCUCGACCGGCUCUUCCUUAAAAACCCUCUCUACCUCAAACUCUCCCAAUGGGGCCUCAUCGACGGCACCAUGCCCGUCGCCGCCUUUGCGCGCGCCCGCAUGGCCGAGCGUCUUCCCGAACUGCAAACCGAAAAGACAGCCAUCUUGCCCACCUCGGAGAAACAAGCCCAGCUAAAGAUCCAAACCCCCGACCUCCUCUCCAAGUUCCUCGCCGCCCGCUCCGCCCGCCCCAACUUCAUGACCGACACCCUCGUGCAGACCAUGGCCGUCUCCAUGGCCUUUGCCGGCUCCGAGACCACCGCCAUUUCGCUCUCGGCCGUGUUCUACUAUCUGCUCCGCACCCCGCGCGCGCUGGCCCGUUUGCGGGAGGAGAUUGACGAAGCGGCGCGCCAGGGCAAGUUUAGCGAUUACGAGACGGGCCUGGUUACGUGGGCGGAAGCUCAGACACUGCCGUACCUGGAUGCGUGUGUGAAGGAAGCGUUCAGAUUGCAUCCUGCGCCGGGGUUGCCGAUGGAACGGGUGGUUCCCCCCCAGGGGAUGGAGAUUGUGCCGGGGCAGUUUGUCAAGGGGGGCACGAUUGUCGGGGUUAGUGCGUGGGUUUUGCAUCGGGAUGAGAGCAUCUUUGGAGAAAGGGUGGAGGAGUUUAGGCCCGAGAGGUGGUUUGUGGAUGAGACGGUAGCGAAAGAGGAUAUGGAGGGGAAGAAGAGAGAAGAAGAGGAGAAGAGGAUCAAGACGAUGAAUGGGCAUAUGCUGCAGUUUGGGAUGGGGAGCAGGACGUGCAUUGGCAAGAACAUUAGUUUGUUGGAGAUUUAUAAGUUGGUGCCUACUUUGUUGAGGAGGUUUGAGAUCGAAUUCGAUGAUCCGAGCAGGGAGUGGGAGAUUGUGAAUGCUUGGUUUGUCAAGCAAAAUAACUUUAUCACCAGGUUCAAGGUGAGGGAUAUCGUGAUGCCCGAGAACAAGGAAUAG
Molecule: messenger RNA, 1656 nt
Organism: Neurospora crassa OR74A
Lineage: Eukaryota; Fungi; Ascomycota; Sordariomycetes; Sordariales; Sordariaceae
Product: pisatin demethylase
Exons: 4
Coding region: 1-1656 (551 amino acids)
Molecular function (GO): heme binding; monooxygenase activity; iron ion binding
Source: RefSeq, a predicted model, not a curated record